Messenger RNA from Arabidopsis arenosa, 1369 nucleotides. Lineage: Eukaryota; Viridiplantae; Streptophyta; Magnoliopsida; Brassicales; Brassicaceae. The record is from the annotation of a GenBank genome assembly.
ACAGUUGGUGCGUUUCAGAUCAUCAACAAUGUUUUCUCUUAGAAAUCUUCCUUCCCUUGCACCAUUUGUCUCAGCCUACGCAUCAUUGACGGGAUACAUCAUGAUGAUCAAACCAUUUAUUGAGAUGACAAUUCCACCUCCGUUACAAAACUACAUCAUCUCUAAUCUCAAUUCUUUCUUGCACUCUACUCCAUCGACUCUCACGCUCAUCAUCGACGACCAGAUCAAAAAUGGGAUGUUCAACGAGCUCUACGGGGCUGCUCAGGUUUAUCUCUCUACCAAGAUCAACUGCAACGCGGCAAGGCUUAGGAUCUCUAGAGACCGCAGUGAGAAAAACGUCAAUUUACACCUCAGCGUAGGAGAUGUUGUCUCGGAUGUCUACCAAGGCAUUGAGCUCAAGUGGCGUUUUUGUGUUGAAAGCAAGAAGACCAAUAUGGCAAAGGUGAUCAACAACGAGAGGAAAAUCCUCAAGAUGUACUCCUACUGUAACAUGUAUCUAAAAUGGCAAUCCGUGAACCUCGAGCACCCGUCAACAUUUGACACCAUGGCUAUGAACGACGAGCUAAAGCGUUCUGUGAUGGGAGAUCUUGACCGGUUCAUUAGAAGGAAAGCUUUUUACAAAAGCGUUGGGAAACCUUGGAAAAGGGGUUACUUGCUGUACGGUCCACCUGGGACUGGGAAGACUAGCCUAGUUGCGGCCAUUGCUAACUACCUUAAGUUUGAUAUCUAUGAUCUCCAGCUUGCAAGCGUGAGGGAGGACGCUGAUCUAAGGAGAUUACUUCUCGGUACUAGGAACAGCUCCAUUCUUUUGGUAGAAGAUAUAGACUGCGCCGUGGAUUUGCACACACGGUUGCAACCAAAGACUCAAGAUGAUACUAAGGGAUCAGAAAUGUUGACGUUAUCAGGGCUCUUAAAUUGCAUAGAUGGGUUAUGGUCGAGCUGUGGAGACGAACGCAUUGUAAUCUUCACCACAAACCACAAGGAGAAGCUUGAUCCGGCAUUGCUUAGGCCAGGACGUAUGGAUAUGCAUAUUCACAUGGGACAUUGUUGUUUUGAUGUAUUCAAGACUUUGGCGUCUAAUUACUUGGGCUUGUCCCACGACGACCCUCACCAUCUUUACCCGGAAAUUGAGCGUUUGAUUAAAGGAGAAGUGUUGACUCCAGCUCAAGUUGCAGAGGAGCUAAUGAAAAAUGAGGAUCCUGAUGUGGCGCUCGAGGGGUUGGUUAAGGUUCUCCAACGGAAGAGGUCAGAGUUGGAGAAACUGGAAGAGGAGACUUGAGGCCAUGUUUGUUUAUUUAUCAUCGUAUAUUCACUUCAGAUUUUUAAGCUUCAAAGAAUUGAUCCGGAGAAUUAAAAUUCAACUGCAUAA